GCAAAGGGCGAGGUUCCUACGAAUCCUCUUUCGUUUUACAUACGAGCCCCUCCAACUCCGACGUAUUUGAGAAUUGGCCCCCCUUUUUCCCUCUUUCGGCAAUUUAUCGCAAAGAAAGGAAAGUGCAUAUUCCCCCCAUUUCACACAAUCAUUGCUCUUUGAUUCCAGCAAGAACACAGUCAAUCUUAUCACGUUUUAUUUUCUAUUUUCAAAUUAAAGUAGAAAUCUUGAGGACCCGCACACACACAUAUAUAGGUAUAUACACACACACAGUAGAUAGAGAAACUAGAGAGAGCGAGAGUUGGGUUUUCCGGUUGUAUGUUUUAGCCUUUUAGGGUCACAACCGAGUAGGAAACUGUGUGGUUGAAGAUUGAAUUUGAGGAUGACGGAGGUGAUCCUCCAUAUUUACGAUGUCACUAACAGUGGGAACGAUAAAACCAACAACACUAUUAUGCAGAUCAACAAGAUCUUCAAAGAUGGAAUUGGACUCGGAGGGAUUUUUCACAGCGCUGUUCAGAUUUAUGGAGAUGAAGAAUGGUCCUUUGGGUUUUGUGAACAAGGUACUGGUGUGUUCAGCUGUCCAUCAACAAAGAAUCCAAUGUACACAUAUCGCGAGGGCAUCAAACUUGGGAAAACAGCCUUCUCUAUCUUCAAGGUUAAUCAGAUCCUCAGGGAACUUAGUAGGGAAUGGCCGGGGCACUCAUAUGAUCUGCUUUCGAAGAAUUGUAAUCAUUUUUGUGAUGAGUUAUGUGAAAGACUUGGUGUACCAAAGCUUCCUGGUUGGGUCAACAGGUUUGCACACGCUGGAGAUGCUGCUGUUGAGAUAGCUGGAAACACUGCCUAUCGGUUUAGGCAAGCCAAAACUGAAAUAGUAACGGCCAGCAAGGUGGCUUAUCGGUUUCUAGCUGGAGUCGCAUCCAAUAACUCAAUGGUUUCCUCAGAAUCUUCUGGAAACUCGGCCAGGGGAAGUCCAAGGUUUCAAGGUUCUUGGUUCAAGAACCUCAUUUCAAAUGGCGCUAAACCAGCCAGCAGCUCAGAACUUGAAAAUGGAGAUGAAGAAGAUGCACCUCGUCAUCAGCAGCCAAAACAAGAUGAUGGGGCCCCUUUGAGAUCAAACUCUCAUCGUGACAUAUGAUAAUUCUACACAUGAUGUCCAGAUGCUUAAAACUACGUGGAAUCUAAAUGUUGUAUCUCGAAUUUGUUGUAAAAUGGUUGGUUNCUUUUUUUUUUUUUAUUUU
This is a messenger RNA of Striga asiatica, 1238 nucleotides long. NCBI's taxonomy places the organism in Eukaryota, Viridiplantae, Streptophyta, Magnoliopsida, Lamiales, Orobanchaceae. The record is from the annotation of a GenBank genome assembly.